GCUUUCGGAUCGCCUCUUGGGAAAGAGAGAAUGUGUCAUUAGGUGUAUCGCGGUUCCGUCGUGGACACUCGUUUCUAUGUUUGAAUAUUUUUCUCCUGUCGCGCUUUCUGUGUGUCGUCGCCGUUGUCCCCGUUGUCGGUAUCGCCUUCUUGUGAGUUUUAAUCAAGUUGGGGCUUAGUCCAACCGAGCCAAGGAGCUCUAAACAGUGUCACCAGCGCGCGGAGUGCGACAGCAGCAUAGCGGCCAGUGCAAAAGCGCAACAAGAAUAGCGAUAGCGGAGUGUCUUUCCGUGGUAGACCGCAUAUUUAGGAGGAAACUAGUUUUCUUUCAUCGCGCGAGGGCUGCCUUUUACAUACUUUCGAACGAUUUUUUUUUGUCUUCGCUUCUUGCGAACGGUGUGUGGACAAAACGUUUCAGUGUUUAUCCCCUUGGCGCCUUGUACUACAUACCACACGCGAACCAAAGGCCCCGGAUUGGGAUGUGGCCUUAGGAAAACCGCCUUUCAACGAUUAUCGGCUGUGAUCGAAUGUGAAAAUGCUGGCAGCGGUAGGAGCAGCAGCAGCAGCAGCAGCAGUUGGAUCACAGUCGUUGUUUAUGUGAGGUGCACGCGCGCGCGAAGGAAAACGGGCCUGCUACCGACCGAUCUCUAUCCAGGCCAAUUUCUCACCAGGGAAAAUACGGGGCAACGCGCAAAUCGUCAGCCAGAUCGGUUUGUGGAAGGAAAAGUUUUGAUGACGGAGUAGUGAGUGUGCGGCGAGAGCGUUUGUGAAACGAGCAAGCAAAAAAAAAAAACGGAAGAAGUUUUUCAGAUUUAGUGCAACCGUGCGGAAAAGUGUUGCGUUGUGAAGAAUACAGGAGGCAACGACUUGUCCACGAUUUUUGCCAAUUUCGGCGAAGGAAAUGUAGUGUCUGAAGAGUGGGGCAGUGAAUCGUGCGUGAGAGUGUGAACGCGGUGACUCCAUGGACAGCCAUGGAGAAGAAAUACGCCUAGCCAGCUACUGUAGGACUGUCGUAACGUCGCAGCCAAGGCAUUGUCACCUUCGUCGCCGAGUAGGCCGAGAGGUGAAAAUUGUCUGAUCGCACCGAGAGAAUCGAAUUGCAUGUGGAAAAGGGUUCUGGGAAGUGGUUCUGAAACCGAUGGCUGUGAAGUGAAUGGAUGUGAUUGAGUGCUCGGUAAUAAAUGAGAAGAGGCUGGAGUACGGCAGUAUCCGGCAAGGGGGAGAAAAAAGUGAAAGAAGCUGCGAAAUAGCUAAUGAAGAAAAGUUUUUUUUCUCGAGCAAGUGAGGGAGUGAAUGAUCGGGCAAAGUGAAGAAAACGAAAAGUUCUGAGGGUUCAAAUUGAAUAUCUCCUCAGUCGAGAACGCAAAUAUCCUCAACUAAAACAACCUGAUUCGAUCAGUCACCCGAUCAGUUCGAGAAUUGGAAGCCGCACUGGAGAGGACGGGAUAAAUUAUGCCAAAAAUUUCCAGCGAUGCAGAUUUACCACUCGGCUGGGAGAUUAACACCGACUUUGAUGGGAAGGUUUAUUUUAUUGAUCAUAUUAACAAGAAGACCACAUGGAUCGAUCCCCGUGACAAACUCACCAAGCCAGAAACGUUUGCCGACUGCAUUGGAAAUGAGCUGCCGUUCGGGUGGGAGGAGGGCUAUGACCCCCAGAUUGGAACCUACUACAUCAACCACAACUCGCAGAAGACCCAGCUCGAGGACCCGCGGCUGGAGUGGAAAAGCAAGCAGGAGGAGAUGCUUCGCGAAUAUCUCUGCUCCGCACAGGACACACUGGAGGCAAAGAAGGAGAUCUUCAACGUGAAAACCCAGCGGCUGCACCUGGCGCAGGAGGAGUACAACCACCUGAACGCCCUGGCCGCCAGUAGGACUAGCUUAUGUUCAUCAACUAGUUCAUGUAGUACAAAGUUCGAUCCGGAGUUACUUCGAGCGGAUCUUGCCCUGGCUAAGGAGCGUGUGUCUCGCCUCAAGAAGGAACUCUCUCGGAUACAGAAAGAAAUGCAUAAUACUCAGAAAGGUGUCGAUACUCUAUCGAGUGUUGAACAAAAGCUGAACUCCCACAUCAAUGGCUGCUACAACAUAACCGAGGCCCAAGCCAUAUUGGAGGAGGUGAAGAUGAUUCAGAAAUCUCUGAUAACGGGCGAGAAGGAGAAGAAAGAACUGAUGAAGAGUCUGGCGCAGGUGAAGGACGACCUGACGAGGUUGCAGCUACGGCAGGAGAGUCCCGACGCGUCCACCUUCAACCUGGCGCAGGAUCGCGUGUGCGCGGCAUCGCAGACCGACCUGUCGUCCGACAACUUCCCGAUGGGAGCUCGGGAGAUGGCAAAGAUGCGCCAGCGGUACGACGAGUGGCGAAGGCGCGUCAAGGAAAUACAGGAAAAGCUGGCAGCACUGGAGGAGAAAAUCCGGCCCGGGGAGGUUGAAUCCGACCAGGACCGGUUACUGCUGUUCCAGGAGAAGAAACAACUUCUGCUGGAGUACCGCAGCAUAACGCCCAAGUCCCGAUCGCAAACCGAGAUGAAACGGAUACAAAGCGUCUGCAAGAAACUGGAAGCGGACCUGAACAUGGCGUACGAAGAGUCCAAUCAAUGCAUAGCAACCCGCCUGAAGCUACACGAAGAGAAGCAAGCGCUACUUCAGAAGCUGCUGGAAGCGCUCAAAGAGUUCACUCAUCUGGAGAAUCAGCUCAAAUCCCUCUCCGCUAGCACUCUAUCGAUCAGCAGUAGCUCCAGCUUGGGCUCCCUGUCCACAGCCAGCAGCAAAGGCUCACUUAGCGGUCUCAGUUUCACCGACAUCUACGGAGACCCACUCUCCACAGAACCCCAAAUCGAUAUGGUCGACAUCAACCGGCGAGUUCAACGGUUAUUCCACCCGAGUUCGGAAGUAUCGCUAUCGCCGCGUAGCAGCUUGUCGAUAGAAACUCCACCUGCCUCCCCCAUGAAGAUGGAAUGGAACGGCGGCGAAGCGUCGUCCAGCAAGUGCUCCGCUCCGUUCAACAUUCCAGCGCCGAGCUACGCUCCGGAUUACAACUUGGACAAACAGCGGCUGGAAGAGCAACUGCAAGAGCUGAAAAUGCAAAAACUCGCCAUUGCCCCUCUCUCGCCAAUCUACGAGAAACCUUCGUACCUGGACAUCCCCCCGGCCGUCAUCCUAAGCCGGUCGUCUUCCACGUCCAACACGCGGUCCGUAUCGACCACCGUGAGCGACGAAUCCGUGGCCGGUGAUUCGGGCGUCUUCGAAGCAUCCCGCGCCCUGCUCGCCAACAAGGAUUGCGCCCAGAUCCAGAUCGGCAUUCGGUACACCACCGCUGACUGUACCCUGCGCAUUGUGAUCGAGAGGGGACGCAACUUGACGGCCCUGUGCAUACCGGAGGGCUGUCAGCUGUUCGUACGGGCGAUUCUCCUUCCCGGCACGACGGCAAACUUCAUUCGAACGAACGCCGUGACGGACUUUGUGAAGCCGGUCUUCCAAACAGCGCUACUGGCGCAGAUGCCGCUGGACAAGGUGUACAUGAAGUCGCUGCACGUGAAAGUGAUGAUCACGAUCGGUCAGCGGGAGGACUGGGUGGGUAGUACACAGAUCAGUUUGGCGGAGUUUAAUCCAACGGACGGCAGCAGCAAGUGGUACAACAUCAUCAGCCGGAAGUCGAUGAACGAGCUGGACGGACUGGAGGGUUGUUCCUCCGGGUUGGGCAUCAAGGAGGAAUCGUCGGACGAAUCGACGAUCAUUUCAUCGCAGACGUCGACGUUGACGCGAAACCAAGGCCAGGAUGAACUGCAGGCAGUGCUGGAAAUGGUGUUCGACGAUCUGGGCGGGGAUGAUUGUGAGGAGGACGAUGAAGAUGACGAGGAUGAGGAGGACGAAGAGGUGGAGGUGGGAGUGGAGCUUGAUGAGGAGGCGGCGAAUCAAGCAGCGACACAGUUGAUGCUGGAGGAGUACAUGAAUAGCGUGAAGGGUACGAUUGCUACGGACGUGGACGAAGCGGCGGAAGCGAUCGCACUGGCAGUGGAAAAGGUCGACAAGGAAACCAAUACGGAGUGCGCCUUCCUGCCGGAGAAGGGCCGCCGGCGGUUGCAUGAUCCGGCGCGCAACAGUAAUGGGACGAUCGAUGAGAACGCAGUGAUCGACGAUCGGCUCGUGAAGCGGUCGCAGACAUUCUCGCCAAGUGCCGUCGCCAGUAAGGCUCGCUACAUUUGUCGGUUGAACCGCAGUGACUCGGACUCGGCCAUGCAUUUCAACAAUCCUGUGACGCCGCAUCCGUUUAAACGGGGAGCCGUCGAGCGGAGAUCCUUGAGGUACCAUAGCCGAACUCCCAAAGUGUAUCACAAAAUGCACCCAGCCGUGCCCCGUACUAGUCUGGACCUGGAGUUGGAUCUGAAAGCGCAACAAACCAAGCUGGAAACGCUGACGGACGAGAUUGGUCGGUUGCGAGAUCUUAAAAAGCGUCUGGAGCUGGCUCGUGAUAACAAUGACGUCAAGGUCGCCACCUGGGCACUGGAGAACGAAGAUUUCCUCAAGCUGAUCAAGAAUGCGGGCAGUGCGACGACGCCGGAGGAAAAGCAUCUGGCCAAGCUACUGCACAAAACCUCCAAGGAGAUCUACAAGCUGCGCAAAACCAAAGCCGGCAAGGGGAAGCUGGAUCUGAUUUCGUUCAAAGAAAAGAUGGCAUUCUUCACUCGCCGGGGGGUCUCGGUGCCGGAACUCCCAGCCGACAUCCUGCAGCAGGACGACAGUGAGGAGCUGUCGUCCAGUUCGUGCAAUUCCCCCAGCAAACCGGUGGACCCGUGCGGGGAACCGUCGACGAGCAAGGGCUGCCAGUUUUCCUACGACGACGUCGAUCGAACGUACGGUGUCGAGGUGUAGCAACAAUUCGACACCUAUCCAAACAAAUUCGAAACAUGACAAAAGUUGGCGGCUGCGUCGCCGGCACAUACACACACACAAACCAGCGAACGGCUGGAUCAAAGUAAACAAACACAAACAAGAAAAAAAACUUUAGCAAUGGUAAAACGACCACACAAAACAGGGGUUAUCGUUUUUGGUUAACUUUUUUAGUAGGGAAAAGGACGGGGAAUUAGGGAGAAGCCAAACUCUGCGCUUUGUUCUGCGAACCAAAGCUCUACGUGCAUUUACGAGAUAAGAUUUUGUUUUAGAGAAAGAGUGAACGCAUUACAGAAUAAGCUCCGAUUCUACUACCGCACCAUAUUUAUGCGCUGCUACUACCAAUUCUAGUACGGCCUGUAUAGAUUUUGUUUUUGACAUAUUUCGGAUCAUGGACGAUGAGUCAUCGUGAUUGGCAAUGGCGAGCGGCAUUGACGUCCCACACAUUGGAACGGGGACGUGCGGAAAAUUGGAACCGGGGAACUGUUUUUAUUUUGUCUCUGCUGAAAAAAAGAAGCUUACGAUUUUAGCCAGUGAGUGUGAGCAGAAUAGGGAUGGGGAAUGCAUGCGAUAGAGAUAGCUAGACUGACUGAGCGACCGGUGGAGUCAAGAUGGAAUGUGCAAUAACUUUGUAAAUAUAUUUAAACACGGAACAGGGCAAGGGGUGCGAUUGAACCGAGGUGGGUGUGUGAGAGUGAUAGGAGUAUAGAAAAUGGGGAAUUUUAAACUAAUAUGCGUGGAAUAGGACGGGAAAUGAAGUAAUCCGAUGGUUUUCGAGGGAACGUUUCGGUACGAGUAAUAAUAUUUGUUCAGUUUCGACUCAGAUUCGGAUCAGCUCAGUUUCAAUCCAGUUUCAGUUCAGUUCCAUUUCAGUUUCACUUCACUUUCAGUUCAGUUUCUGUUUUGUUUCAGUUCAGUUUCAGUUCAGUUUCAGUUCAGUUUUAGUUCAGAUUCAGCUCAAAUUCAGAUCAGCUACAGUUGAGUUUCGACUCAGAUUAAGUUGAGAUUUAGUUUCCGUUCAACUUUAGUUCAUUUCCAGUUCAGUUUCAAUUUAGUUUCAGUUCAGUUUCAGAUCAUUUUCAGUUCAGUUUCAGUUUCAGAUCAUUUUCAGUUCAGUUUCAGUUCAGUUUCAGUUCAGUUUCAAAUCAGUU
Molecule: messenger RNA, 6034 nt
Organism: Armigeres subalbatus
Lineage: Eukaryota; Metazoa; Arthropoda; Insecta; Diptera; Culicidae
Gene: kibra
Product: protein kibra
Exons: 9
Coding region: 1452-4865 (1137 amino acids)
Biological process (GO): regulation of hippo signaling; regulation of DNA-templated transcription; cell migration
Cellular component (GO): cytoplasm
Molecular function (GO): kinase binding; molecular adaptor activity
Source: RefSeq, a predicted model, not a curated record